AUUGUACAACUACGAUUUUCUAUUGGCAAUAUUCUUUACAUAAAGUCUUAACAAUAUUCCAUCGCAAAAGAGUAUGAAACGGUUUUUUAAAACUAACUUAACUGUACAUGUGCGAAAACCGCAAUGGGGGGCAGCACAAAGUAACGUUAUGCAAAAUCGAUGUUUAUGCAAUAGCAUAGCUAGACCAAGUUUACAUUUGGAUUUAGAAUGUAAAGAAAUUAUAUAUCAAGGCUUGGUAAAUCAACAACAGAGAAGAGGUUAUGCACCUACAAUUUCAUCCACUUUAGUCAAGGAAUGCUGGAAUUGUAAGAAAUCUCUCGACAUGUCGACGGAAGCUAUGAUGUGUGGAAAUUGUCAUCACUUGCAAGACGUUGACAAGGAUAUUAAUUAUUUUAACUUAAUGAAUAUAGCACAAGAUUUCUCACUCGAUGCGCAAUCUUUAACUAAACGCUUUCGUCAAAUGCAAUCAAUAGUGCAUCCUGAUAAAUUCAGUAAUAAGUCUUCACGUGAACAAAACAAUUCAGCCGAUUGGAGUUCUUUAAUUAAUAAGGCUUAUAAAACAUUAUUGAUACCCAUAGAACGUGGUCAGUAUUUGUUAAAUUUAAGUGGUCUUCAAUUACCUCAAGAUAAUAGCGCACUAAAUAAGGAAUUUCUUAUGGAAAUGAUGGAGCGUAAUGAACAAGUUGAAGAUGCCACUAACAUCGAAGAUCUCAAAAAGUUGAGCAAACGUCUAAAAGACGAUUUAGAAAAAAAAGUGCUCGAAUUGAGUCGAGCCUUUAAUGAUAGUAAUUUUGAGGUUGCACAGUUGUUGCUAAUAGAAAUGAAAUAUUUAAUUAGCAUAGAGAAUAGUGUUAAAAAUAAAUCACAAACAUUGAUGAACGGAAUUAGCUCUUGAGAAAGUGAGAGCGAGAAUAUU
Glossina fuscipes is the source of this 916-nucleotide messenger RNA. It is a transcript of the gene Hsc20, whose product is annotated as iron-sulfur cluster co-chaperone protein HscB. The transcript is spliced from 4 exons. Bases 74 to 895 code for a protein of 273 amino acids. Lineage: Eukaryota; Metazoa; Arthropoda; Insecta; Diptera; Glossinidae. Gene Ontology annotation, biological process: [2Fe-2S] cluster assembly; protein complex oligomerization. The record is from RefSeq and is a predicted model, not a curated record. Gene Ontology annotation, cellular component: mitochondrion. Gene Ontology annotation, molecular function: ATPase activator activity; protein-folding chaperone binding.